This is a messenger RNA of Nymphaea colorata (pocket water lily), 880 nucleotides long. Its product is annotated as AP-1 complex subunit sigma-1-like. The coding region runs from base 236 to 721 and encodes 161 amino acids. Gene Ontology annotation, biological process: intracellular protein transport; vesicle-mediated transport. The record is from RefSeq and is a predicted model, not a curated record. Gene Ontology annotation, cellular component: intracellular membrane-bounded organelle; AP-1 adaptor complex; membrane coat. Lineage: Eukaryota; Viridiplantae; Streptophyta; Magnoliopsida; Nymphaeales; Nymphaeaceae. Gene Ontology annotation, molecular function: clathrin-cargo adaptor activity. The transcript has 7 exons.
UUGUAACGUAGCUAAUUACUGCGCGGGAAACCUGUCCGAAAAGGAAAUUUUGGCAGCUUUUGGUACUCCACAGCAAGUCGUGUGUAUUUUUCAUAUGGUGUAAUUAAGGAAAGAACGACGUGCGUGGUUUGGGAAUCCAGAAAGGCGCUUCUUAUUUCUUACUCUUGUAAGUCGGUCUAGAGCAGGGGAUGGGUUGUCGCCCUCGACGGCUUUGCUUCGUCAACGUCCGGCCAACAUGAUUCAUUUUGUGCUUCUGGUCAAUCGUCAAGGCAAGGUACGUUUGGCAAAAUGGUAUUCAACUUAUUCGCAGAAGGAGAGAUCCAAGGUGAUUCGAGAGCUCAGUGGAUUGAUUCUUAACCGAGGUCCAAAGCUCUGUAAUUUUGUUGAGUGGAGAGGAUACAAAGUUGUAUAUAGAAGAUAUGCUAGCCUUUACUUUUGCAUGUGUGUAGAUCAAGACGAAAAUGAAUUGGAAAUACUCGAAAUAAUACAUCGUUUUGUGGAGAUACUUGAUCUCUAUUUUGGCUGUGUUUGUGAGUUGGACUUGAUCUUUAAUUUCCAUAAGGUAUACUUUAUCCUGGAUGAGCUCUUGAUUGCUGGUGAACUUCAAGAAGCAAGCAAGAACACUGUCGAGAAACUUAUAGAUGCACAGGAUUGUUUAGUGGAAAGUGCGAAAGAGCAGGCCAGUUCUUUAAGCAAUAUAAUUGCACAAGCAACAAAAUAAGGGCACUGGCUGACCUGCAUUGUACUGCAUGUGCGAUGAGUGUCCAAGUCAGUUGGUACUUACACACUUAAAAAAUAAUGAUUUGUUUUGUACUUUGAAUACUUGAACCAAGAGGUCCGUUCGAGGAAUAAAAUGGCUUAGAGCAUGCUUUUGCUGGUA